AUGGGCCCCUUCCUGGGCCACCAGUUUGAUCCCUGUGGCCCUGGGAGGGAUGACGUCCUGCUGAACUUUGCCAAGGAAGAGGCCACCACCACGACAAGGGACCAGAAUGGAACCUGGGAGAUGGAGAGUAACGACAACUUUGAAAGCUACCUGAAGGCCCUGGAUAUUGAUUUCACCACCGGCAAGAUCGCAGUAUGUCUAACUCUGACAAAGAUCAUUGAUCAAGACGGCGAUAACUUCAAGACAAAAACCAACAGCACGUUCUGCAACAACUUGGAUUUCGCUGUUGAAGUGGAGUUUGACAAGCACACAAAAGGCUUGGUCAACCGGACUGUUAAGGCGCUGGUCACCUGGGAAGGUGAUGUCCUCAUGUGUGUGCAGAAGGGAGAGAAGGAGAACUAUGGCUGGAGGCAGUGGGUUGAGGGGGACAGGCUGUUGCAAGAGAUGACCUGCGGCGACCAGGUGUGCCAUCAAGUGUUCAAAAAGAAGUGAUGGCUGCGUGGGGGCCUGCCGAGCAUGCGCUCCACACUCCCCACGAAGAGUUCUCUGCUGGCAUUGGGAAGCAGCCGGGGACCCUCCCACUCGUGACAGGGUGGGUUUUAAACAGAAUGAGUGUAUAACAGUGAUAGAUAUAUUCCUCCUUCUUUGAAACCUGGCAUU
Messenger RNA from Diceros bicornis minor, 660 nucleotides. It is a transcript of the gene RBP2, whose product is annotated as retinol binding protein 2. Gene Ontology annotation, molecular function: fatty acid binding. The transcript has 6 exons. Bases 1 to 492 code for a protein of 163 amino acids. Gene Ontology annotation, biological process: fatty acid transport. Gene Ontology annotation, cellular component: cytosol; nucleus. The record is from RefSeq and is a predicted model, not a curated record. Lineage: Eukaryota; Metazoa; Chordata; Mammalia; Perissodactyla; Rhinocerotidae.